AUGUAUACAACUAUCAUUAAUAACAAUCCUGAUCACGAGUUCGAUUCUACUGAUGUUCCUCCAUGCAUGCUUCAUUGCAUGUUUUCAGUAGUUGUUAAUCAUAAAUCUAAAGAGCUCGAUAAUUUCAUUCAUUUCGGUAUAGAAUGUACUGAAUAUAAUUCUGUCACUAGUACUUCUAAUUCAAUUAUCGAUAACAUUGCCGAUAAUAUUGAAUCUGCUUCAACUCAAAUUCUGAAAGUUGUUGAACCUAUGAUUUCCUUAGUUAACCAUAGUGCUGCCACUAUCUUAGGUCCAUCAAAAAAUCCAACAACUAUUACAAAUCCAGAUGUGCAAACUGAUUUGUCCUAUAAGAAAAAUUAA
This is a messenger RNA of Cetraspora pellucida, 360 nucleotides long. Lineage: Eukaryota; Fungi; Glomeromycota; Glomeromycetes; Diversisporales; Gigasporaceae. The record is from the annotation of a GenBank genome assembly.